AUGUUUCGAGACGUUCAAAGAUGUGUAAGAACACAAGAACAUACGUUUGAAUGGUUUGAACAAGAUAGGACAGGACCGAGCACUGUGUACCGAGCACCGGUGUAUCAGAAGAGAUUCUCUUUCAUUCCUGGGCACAAAUCAACCACUCCAAUGUUCGGUGAUUCAAGAUAUGGAUUACCACCACGUUCGAACUUCAAUAAGUUUGUUCGAAGCCAAAAGCGAGCAACAGCAGAUGUCUUCUGCUACUCGUCUGCCGAUACAGAGGACACGUCUCGUGUCAAUACACAGUCUCUUGUCUGGGGAACAAGAUACUGCCGGAAAUACGUAAAUCAACCCGAUCCAUUGGAAGCACAGUUACUACUAUCAUUGAAAGUUGUGCUUCAAAUAAAAGAAAUCAUAACAAAAGACACAUUGAAAUGGUGUAAUGAUGAUCUGGAAGGAGCUGAAGAUGCUACUGAUAAUGCAUCAGUUAAUAACUCGAGUAAUGCCAUUGACAGAGAUGAUGUAGAACGAAUAGGCAAGGGUGACGACAAGGAUGUUAACCUAUCAGAUAAUGACUCAAGUGGUGACAAUAACAGAAAUAGAGAUGAUGUAGAAGGAAAUGACAUGAGUGAUGAAAACCUAUCAUGUAAUGAUGACCCAGUUGAUGACAAUGACAGUGAUGAAAUAGAACGAAUGCAUUAUGACAAUAACAAAGACGAUGUUGAACGACAUGCCAUGAGUGAUGAAAUUGAUGAAAAUCUAUCAGCUAAUGACUCAAGUGGUGAAAAUGACAGAGAUGAUAUAGAACGAAAUUCUAGAAAUGACGAAAAAGAUAAAAACCUGUCUGAUAAUUAUGCACGUGAUGACAAUGACAAAGAUUAUGUAGAACGAAAUGGUGACAGUGACGAAAAAGAUGAAAACCUGUCUGAUAAUGACGAAAGUGAUGACAAUGACAGAGAUGAUGAAGAACGACAUGACAUGAGUGAUGAAAAUGAUGAAAACCUAUCAGGUAAUAAUGACAGAGAUGAAGAAUGUCGAUGGAAAUGA
This is a messenger RNA of Ruditapes philippinarum (Manila clam), 1029 nucleotides long. RefSeq names its product protein PFC0760c-like. Bases 1 to 1029 code for a protein of 342 amino acids. The record is from RefSeq and is a predicted model, not a curated record. The transcript is spliced from 4 exons. NCBI's taxonomy places the organism in Eukaryota, Metazoa, Mollusca, Bivalvia, Venerida, Veneridae.